Molecule: messenger RNA, 705 nt
Organism: Malus domestica (apple)
Lineage: Eukaryota; Viridiplantae; Streptophyta; Magnoliopsida; Rosales; Rosaceae
Product: BAG family molecular chaperone regulator 5, mitochondrial-like
Biological process (GO): protein folding
Cellular component (GO): plasmodesma
Molecular function (GO): protein-folding chaperone binding
Source: RefSeq, a predicted model, not a curated record
AUGAUAACCCCUCCCCCACCCCACCCCACCCCACCCGCGUCCCCCACCACAAAACCAGAAACCCAGAACACCCCCACCCCCCCACCCGCGACCCUCCCUCCCUCCCUCCGCACCCACCCUAUUUCCUUCUCUACACACCCCCACCCUUUUUCACUCACUCAAAUUCACCAGGGCUUAGCCAAAGAUGAUGAAACCCUCUCGCAGUUGCAGACCCCUCCUGCCACCACCGAAAUUCCCAUCCAGUCCUCGAAUGCCCUAAUUCCCAUCACCCUUCACUUACCGCAAUCCACCGCAGCCAUCAAAAUUCAAUCGGCCUACCGGGCCCACCUCAUCCGCACCCACUUCAAAACAAUCGUAGCCGUCCACUCUGAGGCCGAUGAGUUCCAGCGCCUAAUCCAACGGCAAGAAACUGUUGAUUCCGUCAGGACAAGCAAGCGCGAGAAGCUAAGGAUGAACGAGUCCCUGAUGUGGCUGCUGUUGAAGCUGGACUCGGACCUCGCGGUGAGGGAAGCGAGGAGAAAGGUGAGCCGUCGGAUCGUGGACGCAAUCGUAUCAGAAGACGUGGAUGGCUUAUGGGGUGGCAGAGACGGUGGGUUUGGGAGGAACUGGGACGACGUCCUUGCGGAGAUGAAGGAUGAGGCGUGCAGGGACAAAAGAUGGGAAGAGAUGGAGAGGUUUUGCGCUCAGUAUAUGGGGUUUUUCUAG